UCGACCUGCGCGCAGCUGUUUUCCUUUAAUGAUCACUCCGCUCUUUCCCCCCCUCUGCUGCCAAACACCAGGAGCUUCAGAUGUAAAACAAAGAGAAGAAAGAGGAGGUGGAGUGAGUGAGGGAGUGAGAGAGAAAUAAAUAGAAACGCGCAGCCCAGCGCCUCCAACUAUGGCUCCAACGGUGAUCAUCAGAGAACUCGCCCAGUCCGCCUCCAAGCAGCGGGCUGACUCGCAGGAUGAGCGCCGCGCUGCGCUCCUCCGGGUGUGAGAGAAGCAUCGGCGGACCAGAGACGGACAGCCGCCCCGCUCCCGGCCUGGAGGCUGGAAGCCGCUCGAUCCUCCGCGCGUUACAGCGCGCCUUCUUUCCAGAACUCUCAGAUUUUUUUUAAAUUAUAUAUAUAUAUAUUUAUUUUUUUUUUACUCCCAAAACAUUCAGGAGUCAGAGCCCACCUGAACACCCGGGAAACUUUGCCUCCCUUCUCCUCCCAUCCAGAUCGGCUGCCAGUGUGGAGGGGAGCGCAGUGAGCAUCGCGCGCUCAGCGGGGCUUGAAGAGCCAAACUCGGUGUGAUCUUAUCCAAAGAACCCGGAAAGUCUUUAAAAGUCCCGGCGGCCACCGCUGCGAAGAUGCCGGUCCGGAGGGGCCAUGUGGCCCCGCAGAACACCUUCCUGGAUACUAUCAUCAGGAAAUUUGACAGUCAAAGUCGGAAGUUUGUCAUCGCCAACGCCAGAGUGGAGAACUGCGCCAUCAUCUUCUGCAAUGACGGCUUCUGCCACCUGUGCGGCUACAGCCGAGCCGAGAUCAUGCAGAAGCCUUGCACGUGUAACUUCCUGUACGGGCCGGACACCAAGAGGCUGGCCAUCGCCCAGAUGGCGCAGGCCCUGCUGGGCUCUGAGGAGAGGAAAGUGGAGAUCAACCUGUACAGGAAAGACGGCCAGUGCUUCCUGUGCAUGGUGGACGUGGUGCCGGUGAAGAACGAGGAUGGUGUGGUGAUCAUGUUCAUCCUGAACUUCGAGGUCAUGACUGAAGAAGCAUUGAAGGACCAUAAACGGGAGCUGAACCACCGCCUGCCCACCUGGCUUGUUACAGGUCGCCCACGAGGCUUCAAGCUGCGUUUCCCCCAGCUCCGCUCCCUGUCCAACAGCAAGGCAUCGCUGGACGACGCGGAGGCCGGCCACAUCCCCACAGCCACGCCCCUGCCGCUGCAUCCGGACCACAGUCCCGAGUGUCUUGGUCUGGGCGAGUUCCUGCCCCUGCCUCUCUUACCCCCAGAUCACCAGGAGCAGCUGAGUGGAAGCAGGUCGGCUCUACAGAAGUGGCCGGGGGAUCGCCAGGAGGACCAACGCACCCUCCUGUGUUCGGAGACCCCUAUUCCCUUCCCCAGGCUGCCUCCCCAAGUAGCCCACCUGGUUGGGCCCCUCAACCAGUCGACCCCCUGCGUCGUGGCCCGCCACCGCCUCAGCCUUAACCCGGACGCCUCGUGCUCCAAUUGCUCCCUGACGCACAGCCGCUCGCGGGAAAGCUUCCACAGCAUGCGGCGCGCCUCCUCCGUGGACGAGAUUGAGGCCCUGAGGUCCGAGUGGGACCGGAAGAACCGGAGGGCCAGCGUCCGGCCGUCCAGCAGCAGCACUGGUGCAGUAAAUAGUAAGUCUAACAUACUGAACUCCACUUCGGACUCGGACCUCAUGCGGUACCGUACGAUAUCCAAAAUCCCCCACAUCACCCUCAACUUUGUGGAUUUCAAACCGGACCCCCUCAUCGCCCUUCCCUCUGGAGAGAUGGACAUCAUAGCCCCCUGCAAGCUCAUUGACAGGACUCACAACGUCACCGAGAAGGUCACACAGGUGUUGUCUCUGGGUGCAGAUGUGUUGCCAGAGUACAAGCUUCAAGCUCCUCGCAUCCACAAGUGGACCGUGUUGCACUACAGUCCCUUCAAGGCAGUGUGGGACUGGCUCAUCCUGCUGCUGGUCAUCUACACCGCCAUCCUGACCCCCUACUCAGCCGCCUUCCUCCUCAACGACCACGAAGAGGUGGCCAAGCAGAACUGCGGUUACUCCUGCUCUCCUCUCAAUGUGGUGGACCUCAUAGUCGACAUCAUGUUCAUCAUUGACAUCCUGAUCAACUUCAGGACAACAUAUGUGAACACUAAUGAUGAAGUGGUGAGUCACCCGGUCCGUAUCGCCGUUCACUACUUCAAAGGCUGGUUCCUCAUCGACAUGGUUGCUGCUAUUCCCUUUGACCUGCUCAUCUACCGCAACGGAGAGGAGACCACCACCCUGAUUGGCCUGCUGAAAACCGCUCGUCUCCUGCGAUUGGUUCGCGUAGCCAGGAAGUUGGACCGCUACUCAGAGUACGGAGCGGCUGUCCUCUUCCUCCUCAUGUGCACCUUCGCCCUCAUCGCUCACUGGCUGGCCUGCAUCUGGUAUGCAAUUGGUAGUGUGGAGCGGAACGGUUCUAUAGGUUGGCUCCACACCCUGGGGGACCAGCUGGGAAAACACUUCAAUGAAUCCGUCCCAGGUUCAGGACCCUCUAUCAAAGACAAGUAUGUCACAGCUCUUUACUUCACAUUCAGCAGUCUGACCAGUGUGGGUUUUGGAAAUGUGUCACCCAACACCAACUCUGAGAAGAUCUUCUCCAUCUGUGUUAUGCUCAUCGGAUCCCUGAUGUACGCCAGCAUCUUUGGGAAUGUGUCAGCCAUCAUCCAGCGGCUCUACUCGGGGACGGCCCGCUACCACACCCAGAUGCUGAGAGUCAGGGAGUUCAUCCGCUUUCACCAAAUCCCCAACCCUCUCCGGCAGAGGCUGGAGGAGUACUUUCAGCACGCCUGGUCCUACACCAACGGCAUCGACAUGAACGCCGUCCUCAAAGGGUUCCCAGAGUGUCUUCAGGCAGACAUCUGCCUCCACCUGAACCGAACGCUGCUGCAGAACUGUAAGGCCUUUAAAGGCUCCACUAAGGGCUGCCUCCGGGCGCUGGCCAUGAAGUUUAAGACCACCCACGCCCCGCCCGGCGACACGCUGGUCCACGCCGGGGACGUCCUCACUGCCAUCUACUUCAUAUCCAGGGGCUCCAUAGAGAUACUGAGAGGAGACGUGGUGGUAGCCAUCUUGGGGAAGAACGACAUAUUCGGCGAGCCCAUCAACCUGUACCCCCGCCCGGGGAAAUCCAACGCUGACGUGAGAGCGCUGACGUACUGCGACCUCCAUAAGAUCCUGAGGGAAGACGUUCUGGAGGUGCUGGACAUGUAUCCGGAGUUCGCCGAGCAUUUCUGGAACAACCUGGAAAUCACCUUCAACCUCAGAGACACCAACAUGAUCCCCGGCUCUCCCAGCAGCGACGACUCCGCCGGCGGGGGGUUCAACAAACUGCGGAGACGGAAGCUGUCAUUUCGAAGACGCACGGAAAAAGACGACGCCGACGCCGGAGAAUAUAAAAAAUCCCACAAAUCGUCACGGCGAAGACAGAGGGAUGCGGUCAGCAGCCAGAGGGAGAAGGAGGAGGCAGCCAAGAGGCAGUGGGAGGGGCAUCGCAGCUCCGUGUCUUCUCACUCCAGUGGUGACGAGGGGGAGGAGCCUGUUCUGACCGGCCUCGCCCCCCCGCCCACACUGCUGGAGCCCCCGAAGGCUCAGGCCCCGCCCCGGAGCUUCAGUGAGACCACAGAGCCAGAGGGGGACCCUAAGACUGGAAACACCUGCAACGCCCUUUCAGGCGUGUCCAACAUCUUCAGCUUCUGGGGAGAGAGUCGAGGAGGCGGUCAGUACCAGGAGGUGCCCAGCUGCAGCCUGGCCUCCCCCCCGCCUCUCAACACGCCGCUGCACAGCCUGAGCCGCCAGCAGCGCAGCCAGCUGGACGCACGUCUGGACCUGCUGCAGAAACAGCUCAACAGGUUGGAGAGCCGCAUGUCAGCGGACAUUGGUGUGAUCAUGCAGCUCCUGCAGAGGCAGAUGGCCCUGGUUCCUCCUGCCUACAGUGCUGUUUCAUCACCUCCUCAGCCCUCUCCGUACCCCGGUUCUGGACCAGGAGACAGGGCAGCUCCUGAUACAAUGGCUUCUCUAUCACAGAUCUUGGACUCGCAGAACUUUGAAGACUUUUCAGCCAAGCCUCUUGACUCUAUGGCGCCCCAGGACUCCUCUCUGAUCCCCGCCAACCAGGAUCAGCCUGAAUCCUCUGCCCUGGGCAGCCUGGGGCAGCAUGUGGAGCUGGCGCUCCAGCUUGAUAGCGGGGCUGGAGCCAUGUCUGCAGGGACUGCUGCAGAUGCGGAGACAAGUAUAGCAGGAGGAUUGAAUUUUGCGUCAGUGGAACCGAAGCCGGCUGCAGAGACGGAGGCGUUGCCUAUGGACGCUGAGACCCAAAGAAGGCUUUCACUUCAAGAACCACAGACACCUCUGGAUUCACAGAUACCACAAAGACAUGGCUCUGACCCGGGGGGAAGCUAAGAGAAUGGGGAGGAAAAGGGAAGAAGAGAAGUAUCCAUUGUUCCAUACGGAGACACCAGCUGGAUCUACCACCUAAACCCUUUCAGGCGCUCACUACUCACCUUUUCGGACAGAGUAAAGCCAUGAUAGGGGCCAAGGGAAGUAUUGAACCUUUCCCUCCGCCACAGUCUUUGUCUUUGAGUCUCUUCUCAAGAAACAUCCUGAGCUUUCUGAGUUUCAAAGCGGUACAACCUUUAACCAAAACCACAAGCCGAAGAGAGGCGACCUCCGUCUCUAACCCAAUCAGUCCGGUCUGGAAACCCUCAGUCAGUCGCUAAGGAUAACGCUUCUUCUCAGUCAUACUGAAAAGACAACUAAGUUAUAGAAGAAUCCCUUUACAGCUGUUUCCAGUGUUGGAUGACUGAAGAGAACAAGACAACAUCGGACAAAAUAAUGACAAACAAAAAAGUAGCCAUUUCUUGCACUGAAAACCUUGAUACGAUGAUUAUUCUUUCUAUAUAUGUCCAAGGCGCUUCCGAUAAACUCACUGACUGGUUGUUUGAAUUGUAGUGUUAGCUGGCCUAACAGGAAUCCUGCUGUCCCAUUCUGUCAUUGGUUCCGUCCCCUUGAUGUCCCGCCCUCUGCCCCCCAAGAGGUGGAGCUAAUGUUCUAAUUUAUACUCUGAUCGAGAGCACACUGGAUUGGCUGGUCCACACCUCAGGGGGUGGGAACUGGAGGGUUACAAGCCAUGAAUUCUCUUGAAGAACAUAUCAGCUGCCCUAUCGUAAACAUUGUACCCAUUUGCUAGAGAGCUGAACACGCGUGGCAUGCUUGGGUUGUGUCAGCAACAGGUAAACUGGCAAACUUACGCGGUUUCCAUAAGAGCAGUAUACCAAAACAGCUCCCUAAAGACUUCAUCAAGCAACUCCAUGAACUUCAGUAUGAGCUGUGGCCUUAACAAGGUCACCUGAUCAUCACCGUACGAGAAGUGACGAAGUCAGCAGCGAUUUCUGAUGCCCGGUUAAAAGCUCAUGCAUAGAGGAAUUCUAGUUUAUCAUUGUUGAAUUUGCUACCUCAGAUUUUAUUGCUCUUUACUUUUUUGUUUUCACCUCAAGCACGCAAACCCUGAAUAUUUCUACCUUGUACAUAAGUAAGUAUACGAGUUUGCCAGUUUACAACGACCAGCCGAAUGCGCCAUUAUUCAAUGUACAGUACAAUAUGCAAACACUGGCUAGAAGAAGACGAUUGCGUGUGCGGUACUGCUGUGUGUGGGCUUGGGUCCGGUCGCAGGCUUUCGGUGUGCGUUUGUUUUCGUCUCAUGCAGAGUUUGCUGUGUUUGCUUCAACACAUGGUAGAGGCUCACUGGAUUCUCUUGUUGGUUAUUUAUUCCCCCCAGACAAAGACAGAUGAAUGAUGCCUUGUUGAAAAAGACAAAUGAAAGGUUUGGUAUGUGAAAUACAAACCCCUUCAAUGUUGCUUUGCAGAACACACGUCUCGGUUACGGUGGUCUGCCUGCUUUGGCACCAUUUUACAUGGUGGGUUGAGAGGUGUGGUCAACAUCUGUAUGCUGCUUUUUUCCUCAUUUUGCAUCUCUAGAUACCACUUACUUUAUUUUGGAGCCUAAUGUUCUUGAGCAUGCACCCUAUUUUUACAUACAAAGUGAAAGUUUUCACAAAUCACAAGUAUGCUUUAAAGAAUCUGUAAUUUGUGUAGAAUAUUCCAUUCCCUGCUUAUGGGGAACUGGUUGUAAAGUUACUGCUGUCAAAAAUGAACAGCAGUAACUUUGGUUAUUUAGCCUAUUAUAAGAUAAACUUUUAAACUAAAUAUCUAGUUAACAAGCUAAAUGCAUACAAGCAAAAAUCUUUAGCUCAAAGCCAAAUAUUCAGCUUAAAACUAAAUAUUUAGCUCCAAACUAUUUAAUUUCAAGCUAGCAAGCUAAAUAUUCAGCUACAAACUAAAUUCUUUGUUAGUGAGCAAAAUAUUUAAUUUGUAGCUAAAUACAUAGCUUAGAGCUAAUAUACAAAUUCACUUGCCGAUUUGCUAAUUAAAUACUUAGGUUGAAAUGGUGAUAUUUUUAAAUGAACAAAUAACAUGGUGAAAAUAUGACUUAAAAAAUAUGAAACCCCCAUUUUUUGCCUCUCAUGACAGGCUAAAUAACCAAAAUAAUUGCUGUUCAUUUUUGACUGUGUACCUCUACAGAUUCUACCUUUUGGCUGCUUGCUAAGUCCAUACACUGCAGUUUCAGGUUUUCUCUUCAAAUUAAUUAAAAACUGGGCAGUUCAGCACCAUUAGCCAUCCCGGAAGUUGAUACUAGACUUAGCACAUGCUAAUGGCUAAUGUUUAACCAGUUAUUUUCUCAUAGUUCUAAGAAAUCACUUGUAUGUGGUCUGUCACUUUUUCGCCAUUUCUUUUCUUGACUUUGUAUCCAGAACGUUCUAACAUAAACUCUAAAUGUGGAGGGAAUUGCUCUGUUUAAUGAAGCAAGUGUUGUCAGCUAGCCUGACAAGAAAUCUGUGUUGAAACAGUAGAGCAACAUGAGGACUACUUCCUUUUUUUCAAAAUAAGUCUCAGCAACUAUUGACCUUUUGCAACUUUGUCAACGUAUCACAUUGAGGAGAAUGAAGAAAAGCGGAAGUGAGGAUGGGAGUAUUGAGCUGAUUGUUUUCUCUUAAGUUAAUUUGUCUGUAGAAGUAUCACACCUAGUUGGGCCUCAUAGAGUGUUAUUUACAAAAGUUGAAUAUCUGGCUUAGAAACCGACUCAUAUUUUCUCCCUCCUGACGUAUUUAUUGAUUUGAUAAAAACGCAGACUUUGCCUGAAUUCACGCCCCAUACCACUAUGUCAUAAACUGCAUUUCCCAGAUUGUACAAAAAGUCUAGAUGCUAACAAGGUUUUUUGGACAUGGUAGGCUACCUGAUGGUGAGGCAUUCUCUUCACGCUUACUAAUGGUUAGACACAUACCUUCUUCAAAAUGCAAUAUUAGAUAACAUCUUACUAAUAUUACCUCAUCUUUAUUAAGUGUAUAAACGUUAAUCUUCUUACCUCAUAAAAAGUGUUCACUACAAAUCCACAGAUAAAACAAGGACUGCCAGUCCUUAUGAUUGAUGGUUGCUAUCUAUUACUAGUCUAUAUUAUCAGGCUACCAACUGUCUGUUUUUGACAAUCUUUACAGGAAUUAACAAGCUCAUUGGUUGUUUGACAUCCGUCAUGGUGGAGCGGGUCGCUUUCUGAACAGGGUGACGUCACAUGCAAAGGGUCAAUAACACUAACCUUCAUACCUGGGUGCCAAAAGAAGCCACCCGAGGCCAGUACCUGUAUACACAAAC
Messenger RNA from Xiphophorus maculatus (southern platyfish), 7738 nucleotides. RefSeq names its product potassium voltage-gated channel subfamily H member 2 (gene kcnh2b). Gene Ontology annotation, cellular component: membrane. Gene Ontology annotation, biological process: regulation of heart rate by cardiac conduction; membrane repolarization during action potential; regulation of ventricular cardiac muscle cell membrane repolarization. Gene Ontology annotation, molecular function: inward rectifier potassium channel activity. Bases 626 to 4435 code for a protein of 1269 amino acids. The record is from RefSeq and is a predicted model, not a curated record. Lineage: Eukaryota; Metazoa; Chordata; Actinopteri; Cyprinodontiformes; Poeciliidae. The transcript is spliced from 22 exons.